UAUCGACUUUGAUAUCGAUAUCGAUAUCGGUGAUCAUCGAGCCAAUUUACCGCUCUUUUGGAUCGAACAGCUGACCAAAAACGGGCUUUAAAGCUAAACUUUAACUAUUUCACGUUUCGCGAGUGUUUUAAAUCAUUAAUUAAUCGCUAUGACUAGUGGAAAAAUGCUGCACUUCAACUUAAUGGUGGCAGUUGGCGAAAACUUUGGCAUCGGCCUCAAAGGCGAUCUGCCCUGGCAUAUAAAAUCUGAACUGAAGUAUUUUAGCCGCACCACCAAGCGAACCAAUGACCCCGGCAAGCGCAAUGCCGUCAUCAUGGGCAAGAAAACGUACUUUGGGGUGCCAGAAAGCAAGCGCCCACUCCCGGAGCGCCUCAACAUAGUGUUGAGCACCACGAUGCAACCGGCGGAUCUGCCCGCCGACGUGGUUCUGCGCCCCAGUCUGGAGGCGGCGAUGCAUUACAUUGAGACCGAGGCGGACCAGAUCGAGAACGUUUGGAUAGUCGGCGGCAGCGGCGUAUAUGCUGAAGCCAUGGCAUCUGCGCGAUGCCACAAGUUGUACAUCACUAAAGUGCAGGGGAAGUUCGAGUGCGACACCUUUUUCCCCGCAAUCCCGGACGGGUUUCACGAGGUAGCUCUCGACGCCGGCACACCGGAGGGGUUGCAGGAGGAGAACGGCAUUAAGUUCGAGUACAAGGUACUGGAGAAACAAUUUGUUCAAUAAAAUUACUAACAGGUUUAUUUGCCCCGCA
Drosophila serrata is the source of this 749-nucleotide messenger RNA. It is a transcript of the gene Dhfr, whose product is annotated as dihydrofolate reductase. The record is from RefSeq and is a predicted model, not a curated record. Gene Ontology annotation, molecular function: NADP binding; dihydrofolate reductase activity. NCBI's taxonomy places the organism in Eukaryota, Metazoa, Arthropoda, Insecta, Diptera, Drosophilidae. Gene Ontology annotation, cellular component: mitochondrion. Gene Ontology annotation, biological process: dihydrofolate metabolic process; tetrahydrofolate biosynthetic process; folic acid metabolic process.